UCCACACUCGCUCUCCCGUCUCUCGCUCGACAAUGCCCCCCAAAAAAGUGUAUGGGAAGCGUACUGCCGUCAAGGCGCCGUCGAACUUCGCGAAAUUUCUAAGUCCGGAUAAAGAGAAUGUUUGCGUCGGUAAACAGGGGAAGAAUGGAGCGGCAAACCGAGUGAAGCCUAAAGAGAAGGAUGAUUUUGAUGGCAUAGAGAAGGAACUAGAGGCUCUGACUCUAAGAGAGGGUGGGAAGGCAGCCCAUGAGGCCGCCGGAGUGGUAAAGAAAAAGAGGAGGCCAAGGAGGGUUGUUGAGGACACCGAUGACGGGGCAGAGCACGAGCACCAGGAUGCGGUAGUCGACAUUGAGACGAACUUGGGCGCCUUGACUUUGGAAGAAGAUCAAAGGACUCUUCUGAAGGAGGAACCGCAGAAGAACAAGGGGAGGCCACGGAAAGCGAUCGGAAAUACCGGCGAGCUUGCUGAGACAAAGAAAAAGGAUCACAAAAUAGACACAAAGCCAAACAAGGAAACAUCAAAGCCUCAGAAGCAUCCAGAUGCACAAUCAGCGCCAUCCUCCCCGAUGCGAGGCCAGAGACUCAAAGCUGUUGUCAUACCGAAGUCCAGCGCAGUCGCGACGUGCAACGAAUGUCCAAAGAUGCCACAACUACCCACGCCUGAUCUUACACCUGAGCGCGAUGACGUUUGUACGGCUUACGUCUCCCCGCUAUUAUCUCUCAGCUAUGGCAGGAAGAUAGUUACGUUUGAGGACUGGUCGUCAGCCCUCGAACCACACUUUACAGUUUCUAAGAUUGCCGAAGCUUCCUUUUCCGAGGUCUAUCGUCUAAGUGCCACCUCUGUAACACCCGACUCUACAGAUGAGUCCGUCCUAAAACUCGUUCCACUGCGAAGGCCUCCAGACGCACCUUUACCAAGCCGCUCUCAACCGUGUGGUGCCAAGGUCUCAGCCCGGCAAACGAUGGACCACGCAGAUAGGGAAGAGCAGGAACAAUGGAAGUCGCACGUCGAAGAUGUACUUUCCGAAGUCAAGCUCCUGCAGAACUUGAACCACAUUCCAGGAUUCACGAAUUUCCGCGAACUGACGGUGCUGCAAGGCCGUCCGUCAAUCACGUUCGCCAAUGCUUGGAAAGCGUGGAAUAAGUCCAGACCGCGAGGAAGGAAGAGCGAGUUCCCGGAUCCUAGCAAGAAGCCGAGCUACGAAGACACGCAACUCUGGGCUGUCAUCGAAAUGCAAGAUGCGGGCACAGACUGCGAAAAGGUCAUGGAAGCAGGUGGCAUGGGCACUAUAUGGGAAAUCUGGGACGUCUUCUGGGGUGUGUGCUUGAGCGUCGCAAAGGCGGAAGAGGCGUGCAAUUUCGAGCAUCGGGAUAUGCAUUUGGAAAACAUUUGCGUCCGUUCUUCUCGGCAGAGCGACGAUCUCAUCGAGCCUACUAUCAAGGAUCCCUUAAGGCGUAAACUUGGCUUCACCGGCAUCGAGACUACGGUCAUCGACUGCACGCUCUCCCGCGCGGACAUUCUCCCACCUUCGCCUUGUAGACGAUCCUCAUCCUCGUCUUUUGUGUCCAACUCCUCUGCAUCGUCGACGGCCAGCCCUCGCAUUCCUACGUCGCCCGAACCGGAUGUUGCCUACCUCGACCUUAACAAGGACUUGGGUCUUUUCACCGGCGAUGCAACAGAAGAAUAUCAGUACGAAAUCUACCGCUACAUGCGGGGCGUGGUCUUCUAUGGUGACCCACUGAAAUCGGAACUGUCAUCGUCUAACGACCCCGGCACGCCGCGCCGUUCCCCCCGAAAGAUAAACCAGCACAUCAGGUUCGACGAAGCGCAGACCCCUCGGCGCUCACCGCGGAAGAGCAUGACUAAUCGAUACCGCGAUCCUCCGAGCGAUAUCUGGAAAUACUUCCACCCAAAGACGAACCUUGUGUGGGUGCACUUUAUCCUGUACAAGCUGCUCCAGCAUCUUGAAGGAUAUGAGCCCAUGAAUAUAUCUUCCAAGCAAACAAUGCGGAACGUCGACGCCGACCCGGAAGAUGCUGGGAGAAUCAAGAAGAAGGCUUGCAAACUGUACAGGAUAUUGGAGAGGGUGGCGGAACUGGUGGAGCCGGGUGUGCUUGCUGGGAGAGAUAGUUUGGGGAGUAUGAAGGAGCUUGUGGUGUUAGCUAUGGAGGAGAGGUGGCUGAGGGUUGAGGAUGUUGCUGGAUGAAGAUGAUAAGAGUCUUGAACGAGGUUCUCCUCUGUUUUUAGCGGUGUUUUGGAUGCAUUUCCUGGUGUUUGGGGGCAGUGUUCCGCAGCGUGCAUGACUGCAGUUAGACUUGUGGGGGCGUGU
Trematosphaeria pertusa is the source of this 2330-nucleotide messenger RNA. RefSeq lists its product as uncharacterized. The coding region runs from base 33 to 2207 and encodes 724 amino acids. Gene Ontology annotation, biological process: mitotic cell cycle; intracellular signal transduction. NCBI's taxonomy places the organism in Eukaryota, Fungi, Ascomycota, Dothideomycetes, Pleosporales, Trematosphaeriaceae. The transcript is spliced from 2 exons. The record is from RefSeq and is a predicted model, not a curated record. Gene Ontology annotation, cellular component: cytoplasm; nucleus. Gene Ontology annotation, molecular function: histone H3T3 kinase activity.